UCUGGAUAUACAAUGCAUGACUGGAUAAAACCCACAUUGCAGCGUCCUAUACCCUGUAAACAUAGUGAGAUACUACCUGGAAUACAAAAUUCAGUGACUGACUCAAGGGACACCAAAAAAGUUUGCUGACAGUUCAGAAUAAUUUUUUCAACAACAGGGAACUAGGUAACUGAAAAGCCUUUGUCUUAUAAGUAGGAAAUGACAUGACCGGUUUUGAAUAUUUGUGAAUAUAAUGAUGUGACUCGAAAUGGCUGUGACUGAACACUGAAAUGGAUAAAGUUCUGAAAUAAGACACCAUGGAAAAACCCACUUGUAAGAAAAAGAUACUUUCAUCAAGGGAAUCUUCAUGUGCAACACUUACUCCGACUCUUAAGAACUUCACCAUUCCCAGAAAAAAGAGAGGAGAUGGGAAAGCUCUUCUUGAAUCAUGCCAUGAAGAAAGUAGGGAUUACAGUUUAGUAAAAAGAAUUCUAAGUGAUUCCCGGCUAGACCCUUGCAAAGAGAUUUCAGUCACUUUGAUGUGUGAAGAGGUCAAACUGAUACACAAUGAGGAGCUACAACGAGAGUUCUCUGAGAAAAGGGCAGAGAUGCGUUCCAAGGAUAGACAUGUCAGAGAAAUGGAAGAGAGCUUCUGUUUUUUGGUCAUGUCUGAUCAGAAGGCUGCAAAGAUUUUUCAACAGGGACUAAGUGUUGGGGACUCUGAUCAACACUGUCUGGGAAAUCCAUCACAUGGAGUGUAUUUGCACAAACACGCUGAUGUGGCCCUGAAAAAUACCAGUGGCACCACACCCGCAGGAAAUGUUUUAAUCAUUUUCAAGAGACCCUGCUGGACCACAAGACAGCCUCUCUCAACAAGUUAUUGGGUCAUCCGUGUUCCUGUUUGACUACAACGACAAACAGGAACUGACCCCCACACCAAGACAAUGCUUGCCGUAUGCUGUAGUUUCAUUGGCUCCAGCUGUACAUUCAACACCAUCCACACUGAUGAGCAUUCCAAUAAGGCCAAGGGGUACUGUACAUGUAACUUUUACCUAUAAGAAUGUUCUAUGCUCAAUGUUCUAAUCAAAACUGUUGCCUGUAUUUGUUAAUAUUUGUAAACUGUGAAUCCAAGGUCUAUUUUAAUGUUGUGGUGACCAGCAUGUUUGGUGUUUGGGGCAGGUACAAAACAUUCAAAUCAUCAGGCAGUUGGGUACACUCACCCAAAAACAGUUGAUACAAUGAACAAUUGUUGAACAGUGAUAAAAUAUAAAAACCUUUCAGUUUCAACCAAUCCAAGUUAGAAAUGGUUAAAUAUUUGUUUUUACUUAAUAGCAUAAUUCUUUUUCUGCAGAACCAUGUAUAAAACCUUUUUUUUCAUGUUGACAGAAUUAGAAGCAAAUAUGAAGACUUGCACAGUGGCAGAAAGAUGGCGAAAGGGACAGAAUGCAACUGUAAAAUUCAAACAUUUUGGAGCUUCCAAAUGUCCUGGAUACAAAUCACAAGGGUUGGAAGGAUCUCCAUUUUACCAAAAUGCAGAACAACCAAUCUCUCAUGGCCCUACAAAAGACCCAAAUACAUCACAUAAAAAUGGCAAAGACCAUCUUUUACCAUCCUUUGGUUCAUGGGCUCCUCAGUCAUGCUUUAGUACUCCAUUAGACCCAACACCGCCAGACAUUGGUUCGAUCCCACUUCUGAACAGUUGGCUAUUUCCUCAUUCUGACUAUGCUCAGUUCCUCUCGCAUGCUGGACUGACUCAGAUGAAACAAAAUAAGUUACAGUCAAGUCAUCAAGUUCUGUCUUUUCAACAAGCUCAAAGCUCACUGUCCAUCAACCAGGAUCAACAACGGCAACUUUCUGAUAUACCCACAGCAGCUGUGUUGGAGAAAUGUACCACUGUCGUUUAUUCUUCUCGUGUCAUCAAAGAUCCAAGAAUGUUAAGACGAUUGUCAGGCACUACACAAACGUCCAGUUAUGUUGACUCAGGUGGUCAGCAAACUGAGACAGACACAUCGGAGAAAGAAUUAAUGGAAAAGGCAAAGCGUGAUAAACUCCAUGACUUACCAAACCAGAAUAACAAGAUUUUUGCAAAUGAAACUAGGAAUGUAAACCACACUGAAGGUAGCUGUACUUCUGCUUCUAAGAUAAAUGAUUCAGUUGCUUCCCCCUCUGUGUCCCCCCAAAAAAGUGAUAAUCAGCCAUCAUACAGAAUGCUGAAAAUGAAAUUUAAGAAAUAUUCAGCAUAUCUCCAUAUGUCAAAAAAUGAGAGGGCCACAAAAAUCUGGUCUUUAGAAAGUUUGUCAUUUGAUGAGAAAAAAAUACUUUUUGAAAGAAUCAAUUUCUAUGAGAAGUUUUACCAAAAGUACAAAAAAGGAGACCUUGUUCGAAAUGACAAGAAAACCAAAGUAAACCAUGAGGCAUCAAGUAAACCAAGAAGUGAGCAUGGCUGCUUAACUUCCCACACAGGGAAGAAUUCACACAAACAACAUACCAGUUAUCAGCAUAUUUCAAAACAGUCCCCAGGAAUAUCAAUCCCAGAACCAUCCAAACAACAGAUGACACUGCCGCUUCAACAUUUGACACUGUCACAAGACACAAACAAGAAACAGGAAGAUAGCCAAGUAAAAAAAGAGCAUUUUAGAGCUGGACCCAUCCCAGUCAGUCUCUUAGGACUAAAGGGGGAUCUCUCAUUAAUAGAUGUGCAUAGGUUAGAGCUUGAAAGAACAGCCAAAAGUUUGGAUAUAAUAAAUCGAGACUCAUUGAACCAACCAUCAACGAUGUUGGAGCCUUCCACACAAUCAACAUCCUCUUAUUACGCUAUCCAAAUCAAAAGGAAAGGGGAAGGCCAAGCUAAAAGUUGCGGCGAAAUUGAAUUCUGUGAACAACCUGGAGAUGUUGAUAAAGACACACUGCCUUUUAUUUUUCCACCGGAUAUAUCUGUUCCCUAUGCUUCAGCUGGAUCCACACAUUUUGAUCCACAGACUCAGAUACAGUCUGAAGUUGUUACUCAAAUGGUAGACUCCAUGGGGGACAAACAGGACGAGAAUGUGAAAUCCUACUGUCAAAACCUUGACAGUAGUAUGCACAACAGUGUCGUGAGACAUCAGCAUAAAACAGUUACGGAAGUACAAAACCAAGAGACAGUAUCUCCAAGCUCUAAGGGGAUUCUACAGGAGAUGGAGGAGAGGUUUGAUCUUGAUCGGAUGAUGGUCCAAAUGCCUGAAGAUGCUCUUUAUUCAGGAGAGGACACAAGUACUUCUGAGUACAUUUUUGAGAGCCACACUGAUAUUAUUGGUGCUUGUGAGGAGGUCAAUGCAAUGGAGACAGAAGUAGAUGCUAUAAGCACUGUCUGCCCCUUGAUUGUGUCAGGCAAAGACCUUGAAAAAUCAAUACAAACUAUCAAUAUUCAAGACACAAAAGGCAUACCAUUGUAUUCAGAAGUAACUGAGGACCGGAAUAGCCAUCCUUUGGAAUGUGUCAAUGAUGCCAUAUACAGCUUUUUGCGUAGUAGAUUUGAACUUGGUCAACUUGUUCUCUCAUCGGCUCAAAACACUGAGUUUUUCAUCUCUAGAAAACAUUACUUGAAACCAAAAGACGUCAACAGUCCAUUGAACACCUGUACAUCACCACCUCAACCUUGCAACAAAAACAAGUUCAUCAGAGGUGUGCACUGUAACCUGUGCAUUACAAUAAAAGCUGACAUGGAAUGCUCUCCUGGCACUGAAUCAUGUACUCUGAUCCAGAAAACAUUCAAAGGAGGUGUUUUUAAAGCAACCACCACAUACAAGGAUAGGCUGAAAUCCCACAAUGUCAAAUUAAUAAAAAUAAUGGCAGAAAAAUACAAUGGAAAGGAAAAUGAGUCUUUCAGGAAAAUGAAGGAUCAUGUACAAGUGAUGAAAAGUUCAAAAAAAAUCUUCUCUAGCUUUUCACAAGCAGAUUUAUCAAUAGAGUCGCAAACAUCUUUAAGUAUAUCGCUAAAGAAAAGGAAACGGUCAAAUGUGAUUAAGAAGAGGAACUCAAAGCUAGACACAUUUCCUUUUGAGUUUCGAAGGAGUGUCAGGAAUAGAAGUAAAGGGAACAAGAAUUCUCAAUCUACAGCUCACAAGUCAGAAAUAAACACUUCAAGGACAGCAAAGCCAGUUACCAUGCAAGGGAAAAAAAGGGUUAUUAUCAAGAUAAUUAAGGAUUUUAGGAGGACCAAUAGUUGGUGGACAUUUAGUCACAGGUUGAACCCAAACCGAAUGCAUCGCAACAAAUUGUCCUAUGGUCCUGUCAGAUCAGACAGGCAACAAAAAAUUACAUCUGUAAAUAAGGAACUUCCAAGCACUGACUGUUCUGCAAGAGACACAUCCAACAGAGAGUUGAAAACACUACAUUUCCCUCAACAUACGUUGUCUACACUGGAAUACCUUGAUGUUGCAGAUUCAAGUCAUGAAAAAUGGUUUACUUAUGGGAACGUAUUGGAGGAUGACAAGCCACUAGAAAAAGCAUUACAAGAAGGUACCCCUGAGGAAGAGACCAAUGGAAAUCUUACUACAAUGACACAAGCUGAGGAGAUCACCUCAGUAUCUGAUAUCAUGGAGUACCCAUUAGAUGCUGCCAUUGAGAUUCUUUGUGGCAGUGAGGUAAAAAGUGCUACAAACUCCUGCACACCCAAACCAUAUGAGGUAAUGACCCAGGGUCUAUCACAAACACAGAGAUAUGAUAGAAUUGAGGAAGAUGUUACAUCUAAUCACGCCACCACACCCUCCAAGGAGGUCAAAUUAAUCUCUCAAUUAAGAGAUUUCUUGACCAGAUUUGAGUUAACAGUUCAGAAAGAAGAAACAAAGUCACACUCUGAUAAUGAGGAACAGAAUGUGUUGCAUAUCUGUGAGACUUCGCAAAGAAGUGACUCUGAUGCUCAGAAGCAACCAGUUCAGUUUGUUGUUCUUGACAGGGUGGAACUGCCUAAUCUUAGACAAUUUACAUGUGAGCCUAUGCUGAAUUCCACUGUCAAAUCACAAGCAGUAAAUGCUACCGAGAUUCAAAGUAUUGCAACAGAAUGCAAUCAAUUCAAGAUCUCAAGUCAGAGUAUCAAACCACACAUUAGCCAGUUUGAUGUCACAAACUCAGAACAAGGGUUGAAAGCAAAAGAUUACAAUAAUGUGGAUUGCAUUUCAUGCAUCAGUCCUGAUAGUACUUCCAUGUUGGAAGUCACUAAAGGGUCUACUCAGGUUCUGGUGGGCAACAGUAAUCUAGAGACAAACUCAGAAAUCACCACAAGUGUACCUGCCACAAAACAGAAAUGUAACAGCAAUAGCAACACGAACAAGUUGAAACCUCAAUUUGAUUCAGAAGUUGAAAAACCGAAAGAAAAUGAUAGCAUGAAAAGACACAAUGUAAGGCUUGAAACUUUAUUCCGGAGAGACUUUAGUGUGGCAGAUAUUUCUUACAUGCUACAAGACAGCGACAAAGCAACUUCCUUGAUUCAACUUAUUCCAAUGAGAUCACACUGUAAAGUCAUGCUCCAGUACUUCAUUUUGAAUUUUGAGAAAAAGCAGAAUGACGAAGCCAAACAAAUAGUUGUCACUAGAGACUUAGUUCUAGAGAAAUACAUGGACCGUCCUCCACAACCAGUGGAACUGAAGUUUGAAGCAUUGAAUUCUUUCUUGGAACUGCAGAUGAUGUUGGAGGCGUGGCAAUUUGUUGACAACAAGAUGAGAUAUUUUAGUGGAGAAAUUACAUUUAGGAGUCUGCUGUGGUAUGAUCCCACUCUGUACGGUGAACUGUUCAAAGGAAAGGUGGGGUUCCAGCAGCAGUCCUCUUUAUAUUCAUCUUUCCAGCAAAGCCUUGCCACUAAUGGACUAAGUGCAUUGCAAAACUACCAUAUGGCUGUCUCUAAAUUGAAUGUGCAGCUCCAAAGAGACCCAAACAUGUCUUACUACAUGUAUCUCAAAAGCAAAAGAGAAAGGCUUGAGGUGGAAGCUGUAUUACGAAAUCCCACUCACUUAGAGAGUUUCUACCUCUCUGUGCCAGUGUCUUGCAUGAUAAACUUCGGUGACAAUGUGGAAAGUUUAGAGAGGGCCAAGAAUGUUGUGAAUAUCUUUACAGACAUUCCAGGUGACCAGUUGGAAGGGGGAUUUAAUGUGGGAAAGGCAGAGCAUCUUGCCAUUAUGUGCCGAUUACUUCAAGAGAAAAUCUACUAUUUAAAAGCCGUUAAGAACACCAUGCUUAGCAAGAUAUCGUGGAUUGGCAUGGAACACAUUCUGUAUGAUGCUUCAAAGAUAAUGGUGGGAAGAGAUGUAAAACCAUGUGCAUCACAUGAACUUCUGAGGAAAUACAGAAAAAAAAAUCCACACAUUGUAAUUGGAGUAACAGAAAAUGGCGAAUCAUUGUUCAAUACAAGGAGGGCAAAUAGCACUCACCAAGUGACAAAGCGAGUUCGUCCAAGACAACAAACAAGAAACUUGCAAGAUCAGGUGCGGUCUACUGAGGACAAUCACUGUGCUCAGAAAGCACCUGAGGAUAUACCCACUGCAAUAGCCUUAACAUGUGAACCAAGCCCAAAGCCUCCUGAUGUUCGCUCCAACAAGACUAAGCGAAUAGUGUACCACCAAGUUAUCAUCCCUUCAACGCAUCUCCAGCCUGGAAAACAUCAGGCAAAGCUUAAUAAAACACAGGUUGUCCAUCGAGGUGAGGGGUCAUAUGAUAUUCAUGAUUUACAGAAAAAUAUCACUGCACCAUUCUCACCCCACAUUGUGCCCCCAUACCCAGAAAUCAGGGCAUGUCUUCUGAACAAAGACGUAAAAGAAGUUGAUACACUGAUGCAAUUACCUGCUGCUUUGAGAGAGACAGAAACACAUCCACAUAGACAGUGUCUCUCAAGCUGGCCAACCCAUAACAGAACAGGACAUGAUCCAAGGCAGAUGCAGCCAUCCUUGUCUCAUGCAGUUAGGGACAGUCAACCCAGGGUGACUAUAUUCUCAAAAGAUCUAAAGGAGCAAACUGGCCUGUCUCGAUGGUUUAAUCUGCCUUCUUCCCAGCAGUUGCCCUUAUCAAUGCCACCAUCGAGAAGUGCAACACAAAUGCAGCUUCCAAAUCAUAUCAGCUCAGUGUGUGAGCCCCCUCCAAUAAAUUACCCCUUCUUCCUUCUGAAUGGACAAACUUAUGCUACUGUCAAUCCUAUCACACCAUCACAAGCACAUGAUAAUGGGGCCGCAUUUCUUCAUCAUCAUAUGUAGCCAAUGUUAUUUUGCCUGCUUGAAAUUAUAAAUGUUAUACAUCUAUGUAUAAUGAUUUAUGUAAGACAGUGUGUAACUCCAACACACAAACUGUACGGUCUUGGUUUUAGUAGUGUUGCUCUAUUGUAUGCCAUUUAAGUUUUUUUUUAUCAAUGUUCACAUUUUGUACAUAGAUACAUUUGUUAUUGUAGUACAACAAUCCGUUUAGAAAGAAAAAUUAAAUUCAGUUGAUGAGCUUUUUUAUGAAGUGUUAUUACUGUUCAUCUUACUAACUUAUUGCCGUUCUCUGUGUGGGCUCUUCCAGUGAUUGUAUUCAAUGGUAAUUUUAUUUAGCUGUCAUACAUCUAUGAUAUUUUCAUAUUUUGUAAUACUCUGUAAUCACAUCAACUGAUAGCCCAUUGCAUCAGUUGAAAGCAAUCUUUGUAAUAAAAGCCAUUGGCUCAUAAAGUCAUAUUGUUUAUUGUUAAAAGGAUCCCCAUUAGCUGUCACCAAAGUGGGACAAGCUAAUCUUCCUGGGGUUCAACAAAAAGAGCAAAUAAAAAAUCACUUAACAAUUAUAAUCUAAAAGCAGCAAACAUUGUAGACAUCAUUAUAAACAUCAUCAGAAAUUGAUUCAGAAUAAGUUAUUACAGUAUUACAUUCAUUAUAACAUUCAUACAGUAAAUAUGUCCAUUCCCUACUCACAAUUUUAAAUAGUGCAUUCUCAGAUGGUACCUGAAAGAGACUUUGCUAUUCAUUUUACGUAUAUUCAAUGGGCAAUUAUUCCAAUGAUUGAUGGCAUGAUAAAUAACUGUUCUCUUUAAAGCAUUUGAUUUCGGGCAUGGUAGCAUCAUCUGGCCAUCAUCAGCUGACCUAGUCAAAUGAGAAUGAACCUUAUCACACCUAACAAUUUGGUUAUAUAAAAACACGGGUUGAGAAAAAAAGACAGUAUUUCUGAAAAUAUUUGUUGUAUUGAAGACCAGCCUGUUCUCUACCGUAACCAUGAGAGUCAAUGGUGCAUACUGAUAGUGUUUGUUCUUAUGGGACAAUGUAAUACGAACUAUACUAUAUACUAUACUAACUAUACUAACACAAUGUAAUACUCAUAUGCUUGGAAGGUCACAUGAAACUUGAAUAAGGUGGUAAAAUGUGUAAUAAAUGAAAUAACCUUUUAGUGAAGGGAAUUUAUUUUUCCAUAUCUAUCCACACCUGAAAGUGAGGUUUCAUUCAACAUAUUUCUUCAUGUACCAUGUUUGUACAAGUUAAGUAGUACCACUACCACAUGUUUUUAUCAUAUGUGGAAGACUGAAAAAAGGUAGUGACAGUGGUAUGUUAGACCCGCAAACGUAACAACAUCUGAAGAGGUCCACUGAUCAAUUAACAAAUAAUGAUAACUAUAUUACUUUUAUACUGUUUUGAAUGUUCUGAAUAUAAUAAACAAUAUUUGAUCUAUACCCUGCUAUAUUAGCUCAUGAGAAUGUCCAGGAGAGAAAUAUGCCUAUCUUUGAAUUAUGUUGCUUGAAUCAUUGAUAAACUGUCAUUAUGCUGUUUACUAAAGCUUGCUUAUGCCUGCAUAGCCAUAAGUUAGUUAUAUUGUAGGAUGUGACUAGGAAAUGUCUGUGACACUAGAUUGUAGGUCAGAGAUCACAAUGUUACCAAAGUUUAUAGUGCCAGGCAACUUUGAACGAGGAAAAUAGGAGGGAACGUCAAGGCCAUUUGUAGGAGCCCUAUCUAAAGACUAAGCAAAAACUAUCAAGCACCAUGAAUGUGGCAGAUUCUUUCUGUGCUUGCAAAGAUAUGUUGAUUGUCACCCCCUCCUAUAUUGUGAUACUAUUUAACUGCUCUUCAUUCCUGUAUUCUUUGUCUAGUCUUCUGAGAAGCUCAACUUGAGUGUAUCAUAAACUUGCACCUGCCAGAUCUGUAAUGAAUACUUUGUCUUGAACUUGUA
Osmerus eperlanus (European smelt) is the source of this 9123-nucleotide messenger RNA. RefSeq lists its product as uncharacterized. Gene Ontology annotation, cellular component: nucleus. The coding region runs from base 1335 to 7196 and encodes 1953 amino acids. Gene Ontology annotation, biological process: regulation of double-strand break repair via homologous recombination; male meiotic nuclear division; synaptonemal complex assembly. The transcript has 9 exons. Lineage: Eukaryota; Metazoa; Chordata; Actinopteri; Osmeriformes; Osmeridae. The record is from RefSeq and is a predicted model, not a curated record.